Molecule: messenger RNA, 1563 nt
Organism: Plasmodium gallinaceum
Lineage: Eukaryota; Apicomplexa; Aconoidasida; Haemosporida; Plasmodiidae
Product: DEAD/DEAH box ATP-dependent RNA helicase, putative
Exons: 1
Coding region: 1-1563 (520 amino acids)
Molecular function (GO): RNA helicase activity; nucleic acid binding; ATP binding
Source: RefSeq, a predicted model, not a curated record
AUGAAAUAUAAAAAUUACAAUACUCAUGAUGCUUUAGAGAACUUUGAUAAAAAACUGAAUAAAAAUUAUAAAAUUCUUAAUGAAGAUGAAAUCAAAAAAUUACAAAACGAAUAUGAAUGUAAAAACAUGAUGAAAAAAGAGAAAUUUAAAAUAAAAGAAAAAUUAAGUAAAGAAAAGUUAAAGAUUGAGAAUAAAAAAAAUAUAAAGAAAAAAAAAAAUAUAAAUGGUAAUACAAAUAAUAACAUAUCUUAUGUAGAAAAAAAAAAUAAUGAAAAAGAGGAUGAAUCACUUUUUGAUAAUUCAAAUAAAACUAAUGAAAAUAGUGAAACUAACAAAAUUGUAAGUUUUGAUGAGUUGAAUAUAUGUGAAGAAAUUUUGCAAAGUAUAAAUGAAAUUGGAUGGAAAAAACCAACUUUAAUCCAACAGGAAAUAUUACCAUAUGCUUUUCAAAAAAGAGAUAUAAUUGGCUUAAGUGAAACUGGUAGUGGAAAAACUGCUUGUUUCAUUAUACCAAUAUUACAAGAUUUAAAAGAUAAAAAACAAAGUUUUUUUGCAUUAGUGAUUUCACCAACAAGAGAAUUAUGCAUUCAGAUAGCUCAACAUUUUCAUGCUUUAGGUUCGAAUUUGCUAAUAAAUAUAUGUACCAUUUUUGGAGGGGUAGAUAUAGUUACUCAAUCAUUGAAUUUAGCGAAAAAACCAAAUAUAAUUAUUAGCACUCCAGGUAGAAUUUUAGAUCAUUUAAAUAAUACAAAAGGAUUUAAUUUAAAAAACUUAAAAUACUUAGUUUUUGAUGAAGCAGAUAAAUUAUUAUCAUUAGAUUUCGAAACAUCUAUAAAUAAAUUACUAUUAAUAUUACCAAAAAGUAGAAUUACAUUUUUAUUUUCUGCCACCAUGACAAAAAAUGUUGCUAAAUUAAAAAAAGCUUCUCUAAAAAAUCCAAUAAAAAUUGAAGUAUCAAAUAAAUAUAGUACAGUUAGCACAUUAAUAGAAAAUUAUAUUUUUAUACCAUUUAAAUAUAAAUUCACAUAUCUUUGUAGUUUAUGUUUUCAUUUUUCUAAUAGAAAUAUAAUUAUAUUUACAAAUACUUGCGCAUCAGCACAAAAAAUUAAUUUUUUUUGUAGAAAUUUAGGAUUAAAAUCUAUAUGCCUACAUGGAAAAUUAACACAAAAUCAAAGAUUAAGUAGUUUAAAUUUAUUUAAAGCAAAUAAAUAUAACAUUUUAAUAUCAACACAAGUUGGAGCUAGAGGGUUAGAUUUACAAAAUAUUAAAAUUGUUAUAAAUUUUGAUUUAUGCUCAUGUAAGGAAUAUAUUCAUAGAGUUGGAAGAACGGCAAGAGCAGGGAAGACUGGGAAAUCAAUUACUUUUGUUACACAAUAUGACGUUGAGAAUUUUUUAAGUAUAGAAAAACAAUUAAAUAAAAAAAUUGAAAAAUUUACUGAUUUAGAUGAAACAGAUGUUUUAUUAUAUCAUGAACAAUCAUUAGAAGCACUUAGAUUAUCGGAAAUUGAAAUGAAAGAAAAUCAAGAUUUAUAUAAAAAAAAAAAGUACAAAAAAAAAAAAUAA